Molecule: messenger RNA, 2227 nt
Organism: Magallana angulata
Lineage: Eukaryota; Metazoa; Mollusca; Bivalvia; Ostreida; Ostreidae
Exons: 2
Coding region: 30-1943 (637 amino acids)
Source: RefSeq, a predicted model, not a curated record
UAAAAAUCUGAAAAAAAUCCGUAAUCAUCAUGCCACCCGUCCGCUUGAGACAGUCCAAAUUGUCCAACAAACAAGUCCAGAGGCAGAGGACCUCACCUGCUAGGGGAAGAGGGAGGCGAAGGACAGUUCAACCUGACGAAGCAGCAACGUCUUCAGAUACGGUCAAUGUGUCUGCAUCCAUCAUGCCCACACAGAUGAUAGAAGAGAGUCAGCAACCACCACAGCAGGCUGGUUUAAACACAGCUGCAAGCUCUGUGGCGGAACCCAUGCAGCAAUCAACUGCAGGAAACAACAGUCCAAAUACUAGUCAUGGUACACAAGCCAACACAUCACUAUUUACACUGGGUCAUACUCCAAUUAAACUCCCUCGCCUUAAACACCAUUUAAAAAAUUAUAAACACAAACAAUUUCUGCUCAAUGGGUUUCAACAUGGUUUUCAACUACAAUACACGGGCCCAAGAAGACCAAGACAUGCAAACAAUCUACAAAGUGCUAAGCAGCACCCAACAAUCAUUAACCAAAAAAUCAGCAAAGAACUUUCACUACAAAGAAUCGGGGGUCCUUUCAAACAACCCCCUUUUCCAACACUCCAAAUAUCGCCAAUAGGCCUGGUACCAAAGAAAGAUGGAGAUUACAGACUCAUACACCAUCUAUCUUACCCAGAUCAGGACUCGAUUAACUUCUACCUAGAUCCAAUAGCAUGUUCAGUUCAUUACUCCUCCAUUGAUGACGCAGCUGCCAUGAUAGCUUCGUUAGGUCAGAACACUUUAUUAGCAAAAUCUGACAUCAAGUCAGCCUUUAGAUUAUUACCAGUUGCAAUAUCUGACUUUGAUUUGCUAGGUUUCCAAUUUCAAGGCAGUUUCUAUUUCGACAAAAUGCUGCCCUUUGGUGCCUCAAUUAGCUGUGCUCUCUGGGAAAAAUUUGCCACAGCACUACACUGGUUAACUCAAAACACAUCUCGCAAUCCAAACAUUUUACACUAUCUCGAUGAUUUUCUCUUUGCCGGCAAAGCCAAUUCUCACCAGUGCCAAAACACUUUAGUCAUUUUUCAGAACAUAUGCCAAGACUUGGGGGUUCCCAUUGCACAAGACAAAACUACAAACCCAGCCACAAUUAUCACAUAUCUCGGAAUAGAAUUUAACACAACUGUCAUGUCAAUGAAACUCCCUCAAGACAAGCUGAGUCUCCUCUUAGCGACAAUCCAAACCGCCAUCCAACAUCAGAAAGUCACCCUCAAAUUUCUUCAAUCUCUCAUUGGCCUGCUCAAUUUUGCAUGUCAAGUAGUAGCACCUGGGAGAGCCUUUUGCAGAAGGCUGAUUGAUGCCACCAUGGGCAUUAACAAACAACAUCAUCGAAUUACAGUGACAGCAGAAAUGAAACAUGACAUCCAAGUAUGGCAGCAGUUUCUAGCAAACUACAAUGGGAUUACAGUGAUCUCAAAUAACAUUUGGUCGUCAGAUACCUUUUUACAGCUAUUCACUGACAGCGCAGGGGGGGAGAACGGGGGUUUCGGAAUUUUCUUUUCGGGAAGCUGGGCUCACGCCAAAUGGCCAGAAAAAUGGAUACAAACUGAUGUCAUCUAUGACAUGACAUUUCUGGAAUUGUUCCCAGUCUAUGUGGCAAUAUUGACCUGGCGCAAUUCCUUGUCUAACAAACGUAUUCUUUUCCACAUUGACAACAUGGCUGUUGUACAUGUCCUUAACAACUCCACAUCCAAAUCCAAGAGAGUUAUGGCAAUAGUGCGUGAACUGGUCCUCGUAACACUCAAGUGUAACAUCACUGUUAGAGCACAACAUAUUCCCUCUAAACAAAACUCUAUAGCUGAUUGCAUUUCUCGUUCACAGUGGAAAAAAUUCCAACAGCUGGCACCAGACGCAGAUCCCAAGCCCACUCAACUUCCCAGCCAGAUCUGGAAUGUUUGGUCACCGAAUCGAAACGAUUAAUUCAGUCAUCACUGUCACACAACUCCAAACUAGCCUAUAGUACAGCUCACAAAAAAUAUAAUUUUUUCCUUGAUCUCUAUAACCUGCCAGACAUCUUGCCCAUACCUAUCGAUACCUUACUCAAAUUCAUUGCAUACUUGUCAAUUCAAAAAUACUCAGCUAAGACAGUGGAACUCUACGUACGUGCCCUUUCAUUCAAUCAUAAACUUAAGGCACAACACGACACUACAAAGUCUUUUCUUGUAUCCAAAGCAAUCGAAGGCCUGAAACGCAGCAAGGGCAAG